Molecule: messenger RNA, 1497 nt
Organism: Trematosphaeria pertusa
Lineage: Eukaryota; Fungi; Ascomycota; Dothideomycetes; Pleosporales; Trematosphaeriaceae
Exons: 4
Coding region: 1-1497 (498 amino acids)
Source: RefSeq, a predicted model, not a curated record
AUGGCUGCACCUAAGCCCACCUCUCCAGAAGCUGCCUCGGCUGUAGCUUCAGUCCAACCUAUCAUCCCCAUUGCCUCCUCUGCGACGCCCAAACCCUCAACCAACAAUGCCCCAGACGCCUCGCUCCUCGCUACGGCCAACGUUCAGCCGGCCCCCACCCCAAUCCCCACCUUCAACACCGUCGUGAAGAUCUUCAUGCAAUCCACCGGCGACGAUUCCGGCUCCAACGCCGAAAUGCACGGCUACAUCCGCUUCUUCUCCAUCUCCGGCGACGACCUGAAGCGCUUCGACGUCGAUCUCCCAGUCAAGUCCGCAUGGGGCAAUGAGAACGGCGGGUACGGUCGCCAGCUGGUGGAGCAUAGCCGCCCUUCCGCGGCAUUGCCGGCGAGCUUUGUGGGAUAUGUGUGGGAGAGCGAUACUAGCGCUGAGGAUAGGGCGCUGAAUUAUACGGUGGAUUUUAAUCGCCCGGAGAAUCUGCAGUAUGCGGACGGGAGGGAGUGGGUGCUACAGCAGAGCAAUACCUUGAGGCGAAUACUGGCACUGCUUACUACACCCACCCGAUACCGGAAAUACCGAACUGCUCAGGCCCUGAUCAAGAUGAGCGGCAAGCAACGAGUCAAAGCCCAAUUUGAGCGCUCCGUAGAGCCAGGAAGGAUGCUGGUCGGACGACACUUCGACGGAACGGACGCCUGGGCUUCAUGGACUCUCAUCCGGAGCACCGGGUCCAACGCAAUGUGGAAGGAAAGAAUCACAGUGUUCAAGAGCCCUACCGGUAGCGGAACGCAAGAGAAAGGGUCUGCUGGGCUCCGCGAAGCAUAUGCGGUAUGGAAGUCCCAGUUUGGUGAGGCGAAGAAGGUGGAAACAACCGGAUCGAAGCGAAAGCGGACCGGCACGAACGAUUCACCUCGCCCCAAUAAGAAAGCCCGCGAUUCAGAACCCAGCGAGGAAGAUAAGUCGCUGUCUAAGAAGCCCACGAAGCCCACGAUGAGUCCGUCGGACCAAGCUCGAGCGGAUCGCACAGCCUUCGAAGAUAUCUCGAUUGACGAGCUGGGCAAUGAUACUUAUCGUCGAAUCGGCAAAGCCAUAGCAGCAAAGGGGUCAUUCGUCAUACCACCACCGAUCGCAUUGCUCGAGCAAUUGAGGGCGCUCUCGAAGACCACAGCUGGAGCACACAAGCCUAUAAACCCGUUCCACCACCCCGAUUGGCAGGCGUGGGCAACCAAUCAUGCCAUGCCAAAGACUGCCACAGAGCCGGCCACGAAGCCAACCGCAAAGCCGGCCGCGAAGGGCAGAGGCCGAGAUCGAGCAGAUGAAGGCGCUGCCUCCCACAACGCCAACCACACCCGGACCCCGCAGAUCCGCGUUGCAGCUUGCACCUGCACCGACGGACAGGCUAAGGAAGGUGCUGGCCAGGGCGGACGCCGCGAUCGAGCAGAUGUAGGCGCUGUGAUCGAGCGGAUGAAGGCACGGCGAGCGGCAGGCCCUGGGAGCGCCUGA